Molecule: messenger RNA, 795 nt
Organism: Penicillium canescens
Lineage: Eukaryota; Fungi; Ascomycota; Eurotiomycetes; Eurotiales; Aspergillaceae
Exons: 2
Coding region: 1-795 (264 amino acids)
Source: RefSeq, a predicted model, not a curated record
AUGAAGAACCGAAUUCGCCAUCCAUCGCAGCAGCGGCGCGCAGCCGGUCGAGCCGCGACCGAGGUAACAACCGUCAAUCGACCAAGGAAAGCGAAAAAGCACACGAGCCGGUCGAGACAACAAACAGACCUCUCGGAAAGACGGACAGGCUACACAAUCUUCUGCACAAUUGCCUGCACCCGCGGCAUGGAAUUCGCACGCCGGCUUCACCGUCAACUUGCCCGAAACCGAAACCAUGGGUUUGAACAACUCCACGUCUGUGGUCGGACCAGUUACCUCAUCAAAGCCACUCUUCUAUUACACGGAUACACUGUGAUAAUCAAGGCUACCACGGCGGACAAGCAGCAUCUCAUUCAAGCAGAGGCAGACAAUUAUGGUUAUCUCAGGAGCCUGCAGGGAAAGCACAUCCCCGUCUGUCUUGGGGCAUUUACGCCACGAGUCUCAUGUUGGUACCACGGCGAACUAAUGGAGCAGAUGAUGAUCCUAAGCUGGUCAGGAAGCAGGCUUCAGCACGUCAUCAACGAUGACAACUCGAGUUUCUUCCACAAGGAGCGCGCGAAGGCCCUGGCUGUGCUCCGCUCACACGGGGUGGUCCAUGGCGACAGUGAGUGGCGUAAUAUGUUGUGGGAUGACAUGGGCGGUCGUUUGAUUGUCAUUGACUUGGAGGACAUGAAAUGGUUGAAGCGCCCUCGGGCACUUGAACCAACCUCUGGCAACACGCGGCAUGGUCAUCGCGUCGGGGAAGAGAAAAGCAGACAAAGGCUCCUAUCCAGCUCAACUGCUGUAUGCACAUGA